Darwinula stevensoni is the source of this 1620-nucleotide messenger RNA. The record is from the annotation of a GenBank genome assembly. NCBI's taxonomy places the organism in Eukaryota, Metazoa, Arthropoda, Ostracoda, Podocopida, Darwinulidae.
UUUCUUUCGAAACCCAAUGUAGAUAUAAUAAGCCUAAGUCAAGUGUUGGUCUUGAGAUUGGAUAGGCUCUAUCCAUUGACCAAGUUGAGGAUAUGGCACCUAUUGUGAAUGCCGGUGGGGAUCAACGGAAUCAACGAGGAACUGGUACUGGAGAUUCAGCAACCUUUCCUGUCAAGCUCCGGGACCAAGUCUACAAACUCAUGAUAAGUCAACUGUUUUAUGAUGGACACCAAGCCUUGGCUGUGCAAUUAUCCAAUAUGGUGCAAGUGAGCCAGCCAUGCCCUCCAUCAGACCGCUUGCUUAAUCUUGUGUCGAUUGGUUUGGAGAAAGAGAAGGGUUCGUUUGGUGUAUUGCUGCUUCACUUCCGUUAUGCCCUCCUUGGGAAAAGCCUGAAUAAUUUCUUAUGUGUUGCAGACUCCAAGACAGUAAAUAGACUGGAUUCAACCAUCCUAGGACCUGGACUUGAUCUGGAAUUUGAGACUGAAGUGCCAGUGUCGGCUCCUGAACCAGCCCUAUAUGAAACAGCCUAUGUUACAGCUCAUAAAGGCAACUGCAGAGCUGGUGCCUUCAGUCCUGAUGGUCAGCUUUGUGCCACUGGAAGUGUUGAUGCCUCCAUUAAGAUAUUGGAUGUGGAGCGAAUGCUGGCAAAGUCUGCUCCAGAUGCUGAAGGUGGUUCAAGCACAAGUGGACCUGCAAAUGAAGUCCAGGGUCAUCCUGUUAUCAGGACACUCUAUGACCAUUUUGAGGAAGUGACAACACUUCAGUUCCAUCCUACUCUUCCCUUCCUCGCAUCAGGAUCUCGAGAUCACACAAUCAAAAUCUUUGAUUAUGCAAAAGCAUCUGCCAAAAAGGCAUCAAAAACAUACACUGAUGCAGACCAAGUUCGCUGCAUCUCCUUCCACCCUUCAGGUGACUACCUGCUGGCUGCCACAAAUCAUCCUGUGAUUCGUUUGUAUGAUGUCAAUACUGGUCAAUGCUAUGUCUGUAGCAUACCAGCUCAUCAGCACAAGGGAGCUGUCUUGUUCAUAAAGUAUUCAAAUGAUGGCAAGCAGUAUGUGAGUGCAUCUCGAGAUGGCUCUAUCAAGAUCUGGGAUGCAGUGUCCAACCGUUGUAUAAAUACAUUCCAGCAAGCACAUGAAGGCAUAGAAGUUUGUUCUGUAAUGUACUCCAGAAAUGGAAAGUAUGUGCUGUCAGCUGGGAAGGACUCAUUGGUGAAGCUGUGGGAGUUGUCUACUAGUCGUUGCCUCAUUGCAUACACUGGAGCUGGUACUGCAGGGAAACAAAACCACAGAGCACAUGCAGUGUUCAACCACACAGAGGACUAUGUUCUAUUUCCUGAUGAAGCUACCAUAUCCCUCUGUGCCUGGGAUUCUCGGAAUGCAGCUCGCAAGAAACUUCUGUCCUUGGGUCACAAUGGCCCAGUGCGGUACCUCAUCCAUUCAGCAGUGUCUCCUGCUUUUCUCUCAUGUUCUGAUGAUUUCAGGGCCCGAUUUUGGUACAGGCGUACACAUUCAGCCACACACUGAGUACAGGGCAUUUGCACAUCUAACAUCUCAAGGCCAAAAUACUGUUUUGUGACACCUCCUUGUGAAUAAACAGUUAUUGUCUACAUUUUUUUAA